Molecule: messenger RNA, 7022 nt
Organism: Cryptotermes secundus
Lineage: Eukaryota; Metazoa; Arthropoda; Insecta; Blattodea; Kalotermitidae
Product: sushi, von Willebrand factor type A, EGF and pentraxin domain-containing protein 1
Exons: 35
Coding region: 1-6561 (2186 amino acids)
Biological process (GO): Notch signaling pathway
Molecular function (GO): calcium ion binding; Notch binding
Source: RefSeq, a predicted model, not a curated record
AUGUCUAGUUAUACUAUAUAUAUAUAUGUAUGUGUGUAUNUUCAGGUUGAGCUAGUGUUUCUUGUGGAUUCAUCAGCCAGCGUGGGUGCAGAAAAUUUUGAGAGUGAGCUGAAGUUUGUUCGGAAGCUGCUUGCAGAUUUUACUGUCUCUGAGAAUGCUACACGUGUUUCUGUGAUAGCAUAUUCUUCCCCUGACAGUGUGGUGCGUCACAUUGAUCAUAUCACUUUCCCAUCACAAAGAAACCAUAAGUGUGCCCUUCUGCAUUAUGAACUACAGAGUAUUAUGUACAUUGGUGGGGGUACAUAUACACGAGGUGCCUUACUGGAAGCACAGGCUGUGCUGCAGUAUGGCCGUCCACAUUCACGACGUGCCCUGUUUCUCAUUACUGAUGGUUUUUCAAAUGGAGGUGAUCCUUUACCAGUAGCACGUGAGCUUAAGGAGCAAGGUGUUACAAUAUUUACAUUUGGGAUACGUAAUGGCAACACAAAGGAGCUCUAUGACAUGGCAUCACAACCUGGAGAAGAAUACUCAUAUAUCCUAGACAGUUUUGGAGAAUUUGAAGCCUUAGUUAGAAGGGCAUUACAUCAAGAUCUUAAGGCUGGCAGGUAUCAGUCCCUGGACAACUCUUCAUUUUGUGACUCACUGUGCUCUCUGAAGUCAAACUGCUGCGACAGACUGGCUUCUUGCAGCUGUGGGACUCAUACAGGACACUUCUCCUGCCUCUGUCCUCCUGGAUAUUAUGGGUCUGGACUGGCUGCUUCUUGCAAGCUUUGUCCAAAUGGAACAUACUCACUGGGACUGGUUCCUGGAGAUGUUUCUAUAUGUGUGCCCUGCCCAGACCUGAACCAUGUUACUCUUGGACCAGCAACUUCUGUUCAGGACUGUCACUGUAAGAAGGGCUUUGUUUCUAAUGGGAACCAAUGUAAAGUGAUCACAUGCCCAAAGCUGACUGCUCCUGUGAAGGGCUUCUUUGUGAAGAAAUCGUGUGGGAAUGUGCUAAAUGCUGCAUGUGGAGUAAGGUGUCGUGUGGGCUACCAACUUAUUGGAUCCAGCAUCCGUCUUUGUCAAGAUGAUGGGACAUGGUCUGGACAGGAAGCCAAAUGUGUUGUGAAGACUUGUCCAGCUCCCAAGGCACCUAAGAAUGGUGGUGUGGCCUGUUCUAAUGAUGACCAUAUUAUUGACACCGAAUGUGAGUUCUCUUGUUUGCCUGGCUACACUUUGGUGGGCUCCAGACAUCGCAAUUGCUUACCUCUUGCACGAUGGGAUGGCCUGCACACAACCUGCAAACCACUGUUCUGUCCACCACUGCCAGAAAUCCCUAAUGGCCAGUACACACCAGUGGGUUGUACAACCAGUAAGCAGGUUUAUGGGACCAAGUGCAACAUUUCGUGUGCAGCAGGAUUCCAACUAAAGGGCCCAAAGUCUCGGGUCUGUGGGAAAGUGGGAAAGUGGUCAGGUCGGGACAUUAACUCUUGUCUUGAUGUUACACCACCAAAAAUUCACUGUCCAGAAAACAUACUAAUGGGGACAGAGCCUGAUGAAGAUUAUGCGCUUGUCAACUGGACAGUACCGAUUGCAACUGAUAAUGAUGGCCAUCCUCCUACUCUGUGGACAAGACCUGUUACUCAACAGCCAAUGAGAGUUAAGAUUGGUACCAUGACUGUCACUUAUGUGGCUACUGAUGCCAGACGUCAUAAGGCCAAAUGUAAUUUCACCAUCAAGAUUGAAGACAGAGAAUCACCAUUUAUUGAUCGCUGUGAGUCCCCGCCACCUUUCCUUCUAGAUUCUGGGGACAAAGGAAGCCUCAUCUGGGAUCCUCCACUUUUCCAUGACAAUUCUGGAAAACCCGUUAAGGUGUCUCGUUCUCCAGACACCAACAUUUUUCCUUAUGGGACAACUGCAGUUACAUACACUGCUCUGGACAUCUAUGGAAAUAAUGCAACCUGUGUUAUUAACAUAACUGUGGAAGAGAAUGUGUGUCAAGAACCAUUGGACCCCAUUAAUGGGCAUGUAAACUGCACUUCAAACAUUGAUUCACUGCACUGUACCAUGACGUGUGAAGAUGGAUAUGCUUUUGCUGUCCAGCCACGUGACUACUUCUGUACAUAUGACAGUGAUGGAAGCCUACUGGCUCCCGACAGCACUAUUGAUCCUUUUCCUGACUGUUCCUUAACAGUUCUGCCAAACUCCAUAUCCCAAGAUGGAACUAUAACAAUUGAGGGUGACAGCACUGUUUGUGAAGAUCAAUCAUUUCUUAGUCAGGUUGAGAGUCAUGUGAGAGAGAAAAUAACACAGCAGUUAGCAGAAAUCUGUAGUGAUGCUUUAACGUGUCAUGUUGAGGACAUGGCUACAGUAUGUGACCAAAUUCUGUCUGGCCUUGAGGAGGAGUCAAAUAUAGUGAUUAGAAAGAGACGGCAUAAUAGCAUACCAAGAAAUGUCAGGACCCACUCUAAAGGAGCAAUUAAGAUGAUGAACAUGACAAAAGGAUUUGCCAAUCAGAGAGUAGAUAUGAAUAAGACAUUACAUGCAGUGGACUCAACGGGUAUUCCAAGUAUUCCACAUGAGAGGAAUUCCAUUUUGAAAACACAGAGAAACAACAUUGAGCUUCAUUUCCGUGUGAUAGGUCAUGUCAAAAUGGAGCAUAAUGAAACAAAUCCACAUGUUCUACAGACCAGAGUGCACCGAGUGAAGGAUGCCAUCCACCAUUCAGUGAGACAAGGAACUUUACUGAAUUUGCCAUAUCACAAGAAACCAUUAAAGGUGAAACACGUAGAGUUCAAGAGCAGACCAAAAUAUAUUUGUGCACCUGGCUCUGUAUUGAAAGGCAACACAUGUGUGAAGUGCCCAAUGGGGACAUACUAUAAUAUGACCACUGGAUCAUGUGAAUCAUGUCCCAUUGGUUAUUACCAGCCACUGGAGGGAAGCAUAAUCUGUCUCUCCUGUGCACCAGGGACAGCAACACGGAGGACACAUGCAAAGAAUGUGCGGGAAUGUCGACCCCUUUGCCCUCCUGGCUGUUUUGGCCAGAAACGUAAACACUGGAAGAGUUCUGCUGUACCUGGCUUGACCCCUUGCACAACCUGUGACUAUGGAACCUACCAACCAAAACCUGGCCAGACGGAAUGUUCGCGUUGUCCAGGGAACUGGACGACUCAAAAGAGGGGAUCUGUAGACCUCAGUGCCUGUAAAGCCAUCUGUCCACCAGGAGAGAUAUCUCAUUCAGGAUUAGUUCCAUGCCUGAAGUGUCCUGCUGGUUACAAUCAAGCUCUGGAAGGACAGAGAUUCUGCUACAAUGAAAAUGGAGAACAUAUUGGAGUGGAAUGCCUUUUGCUACCCUGUCUGAACGGAGGAUCAUGCUACAGCUUAGGACCGGGAUUCUUCACUUGUGAAUGCAGUCCCGGUUUUGUAGGAUCAUACUGUGAGCUGCAAGUGAAAGAAUGUGACUCCAGCCCUUGUCUGAAUGGAGCCACCUGUAUGGACACCGAGCCAUCUCACUAUAACUGCUCAUGUCUGCCUGGAUACUCUGGUCUCAAUUGUGAGGUAGAAAUUAAUGAGUGCAGUUCAAAUCCUUGCCUGAAUGGAGCAACCUGUAUUGAUAGUAUUAACAGCUUCACCUGCCUUUGCUUGGAUGGAUUUCAAGGGCAGUUGUGUGAGGAAAACAUUGAUGAAUGUAGUGUAUUUCCCUGUCUUCACAAUGCAACAUGUGUUGAUGACAUUGCUAACUACAGCUGUCAGUGUCUUGAGGGCUACUCUGGGAGACUAUGCGAAGAAGAACCAUUAGAUCCUUGCAUUAGUGAACCCUGUCACAAUGAUGCUACCUGCGUUGUUAGUGGUCUUAAUUACAGCUGUACAUGUCCCUCUGGAUUUGAAGGAAGGAACUGUGAGGUGAAUAUAAAUGACUGUGCUAACAGUCCUUGCACCAACAAUGGAACAUGCAUUGAUUUGGUAGCAGGAUACAAAUGUGUGUGCAGAACAUUGUACACUGGGAAUCACUGUGAAUCAAAACUUCCUUCAGAAUAUUUUCUCCGUUUCCCAUCAUCUGGAACAACAGACUAUGUGCUUAUGAAGGGUCCACAUUCACCCCUCACUCAGGUGUCCCUGUGCUUGUGGCUGAAGUCUGCUGACAGCUUCAACUAUGGCACAGUAUUCUCAUAUGCAACAAAUAUUUCAGACAACAGCUUUACACUUACAGAUUAUAAUGGUUUUGUCUUGUAUGUAAAUGGUGAACGGACUGUAACAGACAUCACAGCAAAUGAUGGUUCCUGGCAUUCUCUUUGUGUCAUGUGGCAUUCCUCAAAUGGAGAAUGGAAUAUCUAUAUUGAUGGGAAACUUGGUGAUAAUGGAACAGGUCUAGCCAAUGGAACAUUCAUCCCAGGUGAUGGAAUACUUAUACUGGGUCAGGAGCAGGAUCUGUUGGGCAGUGGUUUUAAUGAGGCUGAGUCCUUCAUGGGAUACCUCUCCAAUGUUGCCAUGUGGGAUUAUAUUCUCCAAGGGACAGAUGUUUGGUAUUUAACAAUGCUUUGUGGAGUACCUUCCAGAGCUGGCAACAUCUUCAUAUGGACAGACUUCUUGGAUGGAAUUCAUGGAGAUCUGAAAAUAGAAAACUCUUCAUUCUGUAUGGACUGUGCUACUCCAGUAGCUCCAUUCCAUGGAAAUGUGAGUGUAUCAAGUGCAGGUACUGUUGCUGUAUAUACCUGCAACCUGGGGUUUUCUCUGAGGUGGGGGAGCACAGAACACUCAACAAUAGAGAGGAAGUGUCUGAAGCAAGGUGUCUGGGAGGGUCCAACUCCAUUCUGCAUACGGAGAAGCUGUGGUUUCCCAGGAUACUUCCCUCAUGGUGUGGUCCGUGGACGGUCAUACCGUUACACUGAUACAAUUCAUUAUUAUUGUAAUCAGGGGUACAAGCAAAUUGGUGCUCCUGUUCGAGUAUGUAUGGCCAAUGGCAAAUGGAGUGGGGAAAUUCCAGUUUGUGAAGGUAAGACAUGUGAGGCCCUUGAACCUCCAGCCAAUGGGAGAGUGAGAUCUCUGCUGCUAGAAUCAGGUGAUGCCCAGUGGAACGAAAGCAUAGUACUGCAGUAUGGUCACCAGGUAGAGGUGGAAUGUGAUGUAGGCUUUCAGUUGGAAGGAGCCAGCAUACUUACAUGCCUUGAAGAUGGACAAUGGGAUGAGACUGUUCCCUUCUGUCGCCCCAAAGGCUGCAAGAGCCCUCCAUUAAUAUCCCAUGGAUUUGUCACAGACUCUCAUACAAAUAUAUCAGUAAUAAAUUCCACAUCAAACUAUUAUAACAGAAAAAUAUUUUCAGUAUAUGAUGACAGAAACAGUGAAGGUGAAUAUGAAACUGAUGAAGUGGUGUAUGAUUUUGGGAAACAGUUAACUUACAAAUGUGAGACUGGCUAUAUUUUCCAUCAUGAAGGAGAGAGCUCAGAAUUGCAAAUUACAUGUGAAGAAAAUGGUGCCUGGAAAGGUGAAACAACUGAAUGUGUAAUGAUUGAAUGCCCCACACCUUUACCAUUAGAGCAUGGUAAGGUAACAAUAAGAAAUAGUAACAGUGUUGCUGCAAGUGACAGAAGACAAAAUACAUCAAAUGUACCACAUGAUGGGCUUGUUUAUUUAUAUGGCAGUGAGAUCGAAAUGGGUUGUGAGGUGGGGUACAGACUGACUGGUCCAAGCAUUCUUGAAUGUAUGGAAAAUGGUAAAUGGUCCUUCCGAGAGUCACAGUGUGAACGUGUAAAAUGUAAUUUGUCAACACUUGUUCUGUAUUCUGAUGCACCCACGCCUAUCACGGAAAAUGGCUCUCUCAAUAUCGGUGGUAAUUUCUAUGGUGACUUAGCAGACUUUACGUGCAAAUCUGGCUACAGACUCACUCUUCCCAUGUUCGCUUCAUCAUGGUCUCUGAUGAAACUUACAUGGACAUGCCAAUUGAAUGGUUCCUGGGUGUUGUUCAACAACAUUGAUACUGGAAGUGAAUUUAUGGAUUCCAUUUUGAAGACAGGUCAGGCUCUGUGUCAACCUUUCCAGUACAAAUGCCCCGAGCCCAAGGAGCCUGAUAAUGGGUAUAUCCUGAGGGAUGAAUCAUCUAAAAAUUUGACCGUAGGCAGUACCGUGAAAUUCAAAUGUCGACUGGGCUAUAUUCUUCAUGUUUCGAAUAUUUCCACCUGUCAAGAUGGUGGACAGUGGAGUUAUGACAACACAACAUGUGCUCCUGUGCAGUGCCAAAGUCAUCCUGCCCCAUAUCAUACAGAGUUGGUCAAUGUUGCUAAGGAGUAUGUAUAUGGUAACAUGUUGAACUACCGCUGUAAGGAAGGCUACCAGGCAUUUGGUGUUCUGGUAUCUCGCUGCCUUGCAACUGGCAAGUGGUCCCGAGUUCGAGGAAAAUGUACACGUAUUUCAUGUGGCAAGCCGCCUGUACGUAAUGGUGCAAUAAUUCUUGGAGCAUCUUACCUUUAUCAGGACCAAGUGGUAUACAGUUGUCCACCCGGAAUGAAAGUAAGUUCUCAUCCUGUCAUCACAUGUCUAAGUGAUGGAACUUGGAGUGGGAACCCAACCUGUGAGAAAGUCUGAAGGGAAUGUUGGAAAGGAGGCAUUCAUUUUUUCUGAGUUGCUGCAAUUAAUUUCUGUUGUCUGUUGACUGGGUUAAAGGGUGAGGAUGAUGAUGAUGAUGAUGAUGGCAUUGCAGAAGCAACAAUCUAUAACUUAUUUAAAAUUGCAAGAAACAAAUUCUGAUUCUGAUUAUGAUCUCAGUCAUUGACCAUCAGUGGAACAAUCCAUCAUCUAACCUGCGAGCAAAAUAUAAUUUUGUUAGUAGUUUAUGAACUUCCAAACUACUACUACAGGAUAGGUUCUGGUACCAGAAUGAUGCAGCACAGAAAGGGAACUUUUCAAUUUCUUUUCUUGCUGCUUAAAGUAGAAGGAUCAUUCUUGCCUUUCCUAACAAUAAUGAUUUAAGCAUUUUGAUUAAAAUUAAAAUAAUGAAAUAUUAUCAUACGAUGGGGUACCCAAAAGAACCGAACUAAUUUUUCUGU